Cynoglossus semilaevis (tongue sole) is the source of this 2756-nucleotide messenger RNA. Its product is annotated as proteasomal ubiquitin receptor ADRM1-like. Gene Ontology annotation, molecular function: proteasome binding; endopeptidase activator activity. The record is from RefSeq and is a predicted model, not a curated record. Lineage: Eukaryota; Metazoa; Chordata; Actinopteri; Pleuronectiformes; Cynoglossidae. Gene Ontology annotation, cellular component: proteasome regulatory particle, lid subcomplex; cytoplasm; nucleus. Bases 194 to 1450 code for a protein of 418 amino acids. The transcript has 10 exons.
CACGUGGUAUUGUGUCUCCUGCUCGGAGCAUGCGCGAUUGAAGCCCUUCGACUGACACACUCUCCGACCAACCAGAGUCGUCUGCUGGUGUUCGAGCCUUCUGCCGCUAGACGUUCAUUCAGAGAGAACUCUGCUCCAUGCUGGUCUUCCUCAGUCCUCCUCCUCCUCCAUCAGUGUCUCCGUCUCCUGCGUCAUGGCCUCUGGAGCUUUGUUCCCCAGCCUGGUGUCUGGGUCUCGCGGCUCCUCCAUCAAGUACCUGGUGGAGUUCCGGGCGGGUAAGAUGACCAUGAAGGGCAGCACCGUGACCCCUGACAAACGCAAAGGUCAGGUGUACAUCCAGCAGACGGACGACUCGCUCAUCCACUUCUGCUGGAAGGAUCGGACAACCGGGAACGUGGACGACGAUCUGAUCAUCUUCCCUGAUGACUGCGAGUUCAAACGGGUGAACCAGUGCACCACCGGACGGGUCUACGUGCUGAAGUUCAAGGCCGGGUCCAAAAGGCUUUUCUUCUGGAUGCAGGAACCAAAGACGGACAAAGACGAGGAGUUCUGUCGCAAAGUCAACGAGUAUCUGAACAACCCUCCGAUCCCUGGAGCUCUGGGCAGUGGCAGCAGUGGAGGUCAUGACCUUUCAGCCCUGGGAGGCGAGGGUGGCCUGCAAAGCCUUCUGGGUAACAUGAGUCACAACCAGCUGAUGCAGCUCAUCGGACCAACUGGACUGGGCGGCAUCGGUGGUCUUGGUACCCUGGCGGGUCCAGGUCUGGCCAACCUCCUGGGGAGUGGCAGCAGCAGCAGCAGCAGCAGCAGCAGCGGCAGCAGCAGCUCCACUCCUUCCACAGCUGUCACCCCCACCUCUACCUUUGCUACCAGCCGCCUCAGCACCUCCCAGGUGCCGACCACUCCCAUCACUCCCGUUGCCACGACGGCAGCCUCGCCCACGCCCACACCCACCACCUCCUCCUCCCCCCCUCCCACUGUGACCUCCCUGACGGCAGGAGCAGCGGCCAACCCGGCACAACCCAUCCAGCUGAGAGACCUGCAGAGCAUCCUGGCCACCAUGAACGUGCCGACCAGCAGCCAGGGAGUGGACCUGGCCAGUGUCCUGACCCCUGAGGUCAUGGCGCCCCUCCUGGCCGACCCUGAGGUGCAGCAGAGACUCAUCCCCUACCUUCCCUCCGGAGAGUCUUUACCUCAGAGUUCAGAAGAGCUUCACAACACGAUCAGUUCACCGCAGUUCCAGCAGGCCAUGAGUUUGUUCAGCAGCGCUCUGGCGUCUGGACAGCUGGGUCCGCUACUGAACCAGUUUGGUUUGCCCGCCGAGGCCGUGGACGCGGCCAACAAAGGAGACGUGGAGGCCUUUGCCAAAGCCAUGGAGACUAAGACAAAGCCGGAGCAGGAGGACGGCGACUCCAAGGACAGGAAAGACGACGAAGACAUGAGCUUGGACUGAGACGUAUGGAUUAUUUACAAAAAUGUUUAUAUUUAUUUAAGCGCCGUUACAUUGGUUUUAUUAUUGUAGUAUUUAAAGUUAAACAGCGUGAGAAUUCCUCCUAGCCGUUCACCCCGUUCAGUGGUAUUUUUAAUUUAAAAUGAUUUAACGAAACGCUCCCUCGUUGCAUGACGGCUUCGCUAACACCAAGAGUAAAGUGUCGAGAAACAAACUCGUCUCGUUUGUUCAUUUCAUCUACGCGUCAACAUUUAUCUGGAGAAUUUAAAUACAUUUUAAAUUUAAAAAAUUUAAAUUAUUCAAUUGCGCUACUCUACCAGUGACUGACGAGUUAGAAAGUUAGAAAAAAAACUCUUUUCAUUCUCUGAAAAUAUAUUUGUAAAAUCCAAGGUUUACUAUGUAAACAAAGAGGGUUUCACAGCGUCUUGUUUAAGCAUCACAAGAGAAAUCCUGUCCCUGUAGUACAUAUGCCAGGCCUGUAUGUGGCACUAACUAACAUUAAACAGGAAGUUCAGAAAAAAUGGUAAAACAAAAUGGUGCGUACAAAACUCUCAAACUGUAAACAAACUUGGGAGCGAAAAUACAGAGAUGGCUAACUGUCGAACACCAGAUAGCCUAACUAUCGUGGUUAUAUAGUGUAGCGGUUAGCAUGCUUGCCUCAGAAGCAAAGAGUCUGGGGUUCGAUACCCAGAGGAACCACAGGUUUUUUUACGUACGUAACUCGUAUGUAAAACCGUAUCUCAGUCAAAGCAAAAUUCAAAAACCAAGUGACGGUGGAAGAAUUCAGUCAAUGUUUAACCAAAAACUCAGGUUUUAUUCUCAGUGUCCAGGAACAACAGCGCUACAUGUUAAAAUCUGCAGAAAUCCUCCGUUUUAACUUUUGUAAACAAAACAAAACUUUGUUAAAGAUUUUCAACAGCUGCAUAAAACAGUAACGUGAAGGUGAAAAACACACGAACGGCAGGACUACGUCAACGUCACCGUGGUUUCAGGCACUUCUUUCAUUCGGUCGGUGUCGACAACAAUGGCACAAAAUCCUGGAGUCAACGUUAGAAAGUCGACUCCAACACUGUACAGUUACUCACUCGAACAAAACCAGGUGUAAAACUGCUCCAAAUGUUUAACAUAAGUUAUGAUUAAAAAAACCCAAAUGAUUACAGGACAUAAAGCGUGAGCUCCAGCAGGACAAAGACUUACGUCUCAGUGCAUUUAAAAAAGAAAUCCCUGAAAAAUGACAUGAAAAAAAAUCCGCCUGCUGUUUCUCUGACUCAGACACAGCCACAGUAUAUAUUUAUGAAUAUAUUAAAAC